Molecule: messenger RNA, 1413 nt
Organism: Notodromas monacha
Lineage: Eukaryota; Metazoa; Arthropoda; Ostracoda; Podocopida; Cyprididae
Source: the annotation of a GenBank genome assembly
AGCUUUCGAAAUUGAUUUUUCAUAUCUGUGCUGCCUUCAUAAAUUAUAAAAAAAACCUUCCGAUCUGUUCCAUUCAAUGAGAAAGUCUCAUGGUUUGACCACAGAAAACCUGUAUAUAUUCCCUAAAACAGCAGUGUUUAUGUCUCCUCCAGAGACAUUUUCAAAUUCAGGAGGGCAAAAAUAAAAUUGUGAAAACAAUGAGAAUUCUGUACACCCUGGGCAGAUUAACAAGUACCCAAGGAGACGAAUGUCCGACGGGAGAAUUUCUAGAGAUCCAAUAAGACGACACUGCAAAUGGAAUCAGGGUACACCCCGACUACAACCCCGCAUAUUUUCUGCAUAACUUGGCAUUAGUAAAGAUGGUCAAGGAAGUUGCAUUCACAGACUACAUUGCACCAAUAAAUCUUGCACCUCCAAAUCCGGUGCAAACACACCCCGAAGGAUUUCCUGCGAUUUUUCUCGGUUGGGGCAGUACUGAAAAAGAUGUUCGAAUUGAAGAUCUGCUGUUCGUGGAGACUGACUUGAGAUCUACCGAUAUUUGCGAGUAUUACUACUCUUGUUCUAAUCCUCGCGGUCCAAAGGACUUCCAAAAUUUGUAUCAACUUUGUUACGGAGGACAAGGGAACCAUGAAAGAUGCAAGAAUGACGCUGCUGGAGGUCCGGUGCUGGUAACGGAGUUGGGCUACUCAGCCGUCCAAAUAGCAAUCAAUUCUUACAACAGGAAUGCCUCUAUACAAGUUCUGGACCAGUGUGUCCUCGUACUUUUGAAGCAUCACGGAAUGAACGAGCAGAAUUUCAUGAUUCGAACCUAGCGUUUGAUGUCGCAUGCCUCAACGAUGUCUCUGGAACCAAGGAUUCGAAUUUUGCGGAGAAGUUUCAGCAACCAAAGCUCAAAAUGAAGUGAAGUCUCUUCAGCGGAUUUCGUCUUGAAGGACAGGAAGAGGAGUCUGGUUUCAGUACUGGUUUUUUCUCAUGGUGCAAUGAGUAUGGCGGAUUUCUUGGACGCAUCUGGCGACCUCUAUGGGUCACGGACAUGAGCCACAAAAGCCAAAUGCAAAAAUAACCAAUAGGAGUUAAAUGCAUUAGAAGUAUAAUAUGAUUCUUAUUAAUGCUGAAUGUAGAGUACAGUACCUUGAAAGCAAUAUAUUCCUUAUUCUCUUUGCUGGAAACUGUGCCCUUCAGCUCAUUAUACUUUACCAGCUUUUUGACUCAAACCUUCAAAGAUUUACCCAGUACACGCAUGUCAGAAAAUAGCAAACCUGUUGGUUUCUCUCAUUUCAGAGUACUUUAAAAAUCUGAAAUCAGUCUGACCUAUAUUGUGCAGCGCUAACUCUGCCAAUUUUAGACAGAAAUUGCCGUGGCAGACACAUUUGAAGCUCACCUUGCAUCUUUCAUGGUUCCCAUGUCCUCCGU